UCACGCUGCUGCCAGGUCCACAGUGUCUCAUGGGUCCCUGUACCCCGCCUCCCAUUGCUGCUGUCUCCAACGCCACACUCUGCCAUGUGCCACUUUCAGGUCUCCUCACACUCCUGCUGGGUUCCAUUUUGUCAUAGGAUGCUGGCAGAUUACAGGCCUCCCAUAGCUGCUGCCAGGCCCCUAAUCUGCCAUGGGCCCCUGUACCGCCUCCUCACACUGCUGCAAGGUCCACAGUGUGUCAUGGGUCCCUGUACGGCCUCCCAUUGCUGCUGUCUCCACGCCACACUCUGCCAUGUGCCACUUUCAGGUCUCCUCACACUCCUGCUGGGUUCCAUUUUGUCA
This is a messenger RNA of Staurois parvus, 342 nucleotides long. NCBI's taxonomy places the organism in Eukaryota, Metazoa, Chordata, Amphibia, Anura, Ranidae. The record is from the annotation of a GenBank genome assembly.